Parascedosporium putredinis is the source of this 267-nucleotide messenger RNA. NCBI's taxonomy places the organism in Eukaryota, Fungi, Ascomycota, Sordariomycetes, Microascales, Microascaceae. The record is from the annotation of a GenBank genome assembly.
AUGUCGGGCGGCGAAAACGCCAUUGCCGAGGAGCGCAGGCGGCAGGUCUUUGCCUUUAGGGAUGCCCUGACCGCCCUCGACAAGGAACACCUCUUCUUCCGCUGGAUCGAGAUUGUUCAGUUUGAGAGCACGCGGCCCGGUGGCUUCGGACCCGAAAAACAGACUGAAGUAGCGACCAAGAUCCGCGAGCUGUUCACCAGCGAAGGUGUCAACUUUGACGAGCUCUGGGCCGAGACGGUUGGGUCCGAUAGCAUCGUCGGCAUGUAA